Vigna umbellata (rice bean) is the source of this 2428-nucleotide messenger RNA. RefSeq names its product pentatricopeptide repeat-containing protein At1g07590, mitochondrial-like. The record is from RefSeq and is a predicted model, not a curated record. Lineage: Eukaryota; Viridiplantae; Streptophyta; Magnoliopsida; Fabales; Fabaceae. Gene Ontology annotation, cellular component: mitochondrion. Gene Ontology annotation, molecular function: protein binding.
UGGCAUAUAUUAUGCCCAUGCCUCGUGCUUUGUAAAUUUGAAGUAGCUUAGAAGUUUGAACGAGUUGUAGCACCAAACUGGUGCAGCCUUGUGUCGGGGUUACGAUGAUAAGCAAAAGCAUGCGAAGUGUGACAGGCUUCUUCGCACGAGAGUGGUUGGUUCAGUUAAUACGUCGAACACCUUGUGACACUCUUACCUUGAAAUUGUUCUGUGCUCAAGCGACACAAAACCAGGAUUCCCUGUCUCGAAGAAUCGAGAGACUCCCCAAAGGAGAAUCCGUCGGCUCUGCUUUCCGCAGUUGGAUGAGAGAUGGCUUCCCCGUUCACGGCGGUGACGUCUUUCACUCCAUUAACCGACUCAGGAAGCUCAAAAAGAACAUACGUGCUCUUCAGGUGAUGGAAUGGGUAAUCAGGGAAAGACCCUACAGACCUAGGGAACUGGAUUACUCUUAUCUUGUUGAGUUUACAAUUAAGCUUCAUGGGAUUUCACAUGGUGAGAAGUUGUUCUCCCGAAUUCCGGUUGAGUUUCACAAUGAGUUGCUCUACAACAAUCUAGUGAUUGCAUGCUUGGAUAAGGGUGUCAUAAGGCUUUCACUUGAGUACAUGAAGAGAAUGAGGGAAUUGAGAUUUCCCAUUUCGCACUUGGUUUUCAACCGUCUCAUAAUUCUUCAUUCCUCGCCAGGGCGCAAGAAGAUGAUACCCAAGUUGCUCAUCCAAAUGAAGGCUGAUAAAGUUCCGCCACAUGUGUCCACCUACAAUAUUUUGAUGAAAAUAGAGGCCAGUGAACAUAAUCUCGAGAAUUUGUUGAAGGUCUUCUGUCGAAUGAAAGAAGCACAGGUUGAACCAAAUGAAAUAUCUUACUGUAUUUUGGCUAUUGCUCAUGCAGUGGCCAGAUUAUAUACUGCAACUGAAGCAUAUGUGGAAGCUGUGGAGAAGUCUAUUACAGGGAAUAACUGGUCAACAUUGGAUGUCCUACUUAUUUUGUAUGGGUAUCUAGGGAGCCAAAAGGAGCUGGAAAGAAUUUGGACCAUCAUUCAAGAACUCCCCUCUGUUAGAUCUAAAAGUUACAUGCUAGCCAUUGAAGCAUUUGGUAGGAUUGGACAGCUAAACAGAGCCGAAGAAAUUUGGUUAGAAAUGAAAUCAACCAAAGGAUUGAAAUCUGUAGAGCAAUUCAAUUCAAUGAUCUCUGUAUACUGCAACCAUGGAUUUGUCGACAAAGCGGCUAGACUGUACAAAAUUAUGAAGGCGAGUGGGUGUAAACCAAAUGCCAUUACUUAUCGUCAACUUGCUCUGGGCUGCUUAAGAUCUGGUAUGGCAGAGCAAGCUUUAAAGACCUUAGACUUGGGUUUGCGUUUGACAAUUAGCAAGAGGGUUAGAAAUUCAACCCCGUGGUUGGAGACCACUCUUUCAAUUAUUGAGGUUUUUGCUGAAAAAGGUGAUGUGGGAAAUGUUGAGAGAUUGUUUGAAGAAUUUCAUAAAACAAAGUAUUGUAGAUAUACUUUUGUAUAUAAUGCCUUGAUUAAGGCUUAUGUAAAAGCUAAGAUUUAUGAUCCAAAUCUUUUGAAAAGAAUGAUUCUUGGGGGAGCUAGACCAGAUGCUGAAACCUACAGUCUUUUAAAAAUUGCUGAACAAUUUCGAACUUGAUUUUGGAUGACAACUUUCAGUAAGUUAUCUGUAUUUUGUUUUCUUUCUGUCUGCUACAUAUGUAUCAAUUGCGGGACAACGAGUCAAUAAGAGGCAAGAGAUAUUACGAAGCAUGUACCAUUUGUUUGCCUUUUACAACUGAUAAUGUAAAGAUGAGCAUAAUCUGUAGAUUUGAUAAAUACUGAGAUCGAAUAGGCUCAUUUAUUAUCCAAAUCUAUUAAUCAUACGGUAGAGCAUAUUACCUGGCCUUUUUUCUUACUGCUUAUGUUUCUCCAUCAUUUUACAUCUUUGAUUUGCUUGACGUAUAACAGUUUCUCCUUUUGUUUAUUUUUUAAAUGUUUACCUAGUUUGAGUUAACGCUCCAAAAUCUCCAUAGCUGCUGGCCUCUGCUAAUGGUGUUGCAUUAUCUGGAUCAUAAGUGGGACAGAGACGUGGUUUUGGAGGAAAUAGCCAAGUUUCCUGAACUAACUAUGCAAUAACUGCAGUCAGAAACAGAACAACGGCGUCACAAGGUUAGCUUUUAUUUGGAAAAAGGGAAGGCCCCAAAUGUUGUCAAAGCUCUCUCAAAACGUCUGGAGAAACGUGGGGUGAGAUUAUAGUUCAUAAUAAACUUAAUGGCAGAAAUUUGUCUACUUCAUUUGAAAGCUUUGCCUGCAACUUUUUUUUUGAUAGGCGGUUAGAUGUGAAAAUAAUUUAUAGCAAUGGUAUUGCUUUGGAUGUAUUAGCCCAAGCUGCUGGAAAAGGAAGGACACUUGCUUUUCUACUUGAAAAACUAAAUGUUGAUG